Messenger RNA from Coniosporium apollinis CBS 100218, 918 nucleotides. RefSeq lists its product as uncharacterized. The transcript is spliced from 2 exons. NCBI's taxonomy places the organism in Eukaryota, Fungi, Ascomycota, Dothideomycetes. Gene Ontology annotation, cellular component: endoplasmic reticulum; membrane. The record is from RefSeq and is a predicted model, not a curated record. Gene Ontology annotation, molecular function: 1-acylglycerol-3-phosphate O-acyltransferase activity. The coding region runs from base 1 to 918 and encodes 305 amino acids. Gene Ontology annotation, biological process: phosphatidic acid biosynthetic process.
AUGCACGCCCUCAUAGCCUACCCCCUUCUCGGCAUCUUCUCCUAUAUCAGCCUAACCGCCGCCCUCUACGCCCUCUCCCUCAUCUCGCCCCCCUUCCUCGCCACAAGCAUGACAUUCUACGCGCGCCUCCUUGCCUCCUGGUUCAGCCUCCUCCUCUGCGCAACCUACGGCGUCAUCGCCUCUCUAUUGCUGCGCCUCGCCGGCCACGGUGGGCUCUCACAAUGGACCGUCGCGCGAGCCUUUAAGUGGAGCAUGUACCUGACGACCGGCGUCUGGUUCGCCAUCGAGGGUGAAGAGCACCUCCAAACGCGGCCCGCGGUGUUCGUAGGGAACCACCAGACAGAACUCGACGUCGCGGCUCUCGGGCACAUCUUCGCGCCUUACACGAGCGUGACGGCGAAGUCGAGCCUCAAGUAUAUCCCCUUUCUGGGCUGGUUCAUGGUGCUGAGCAAGAGCGUGUUCAUCGACCGGACGAAUCGGGCGACGGCGAGGAACGCGUUCGAUGGCGCGGCGGAGGUGAUGCGGAGGGAGCGGCAGAGCGUCUUCAUCUUCCCCGAGGGCACGAGGAGUUACGCGGAGCAGCCGAUGUUGCUCCCGUUUAAGAAGGGGGCGUUUCAUCUGGCGGUUAAGGCGCAGGUGCCCGUUGUGCCGGUUGUGGUGGAGAAUUAUGCGCACAUCCUAAAUGUUAAGAGGAGGGUGUUUAGGGCGGGGACGAUCAGAAUUUCAGUAUUGCCGCCGAUCGAGACCACGGGACUCACGCCGGCGGAUGUGGAUGACCUGACACAGAGGACGAGAGAUGCGAUGUUGAAGGAACAUCUGCGGAUGGCGCAGCGGCACAGCGAGGGCUCGACGAUGUCUGCGGAUACCGCCGUCUCGUCAGGAGUGGACUCGGGAAAGAAGGUUGUUGCUCAGUUAUAG